Dipodomys spectabilis (banner-tailed kangaroo rat) is the source of this 906-nucleotide messenger RNA. RefSeq names its product syntaxin 8 (gene Stx8). Gene Ontology annotation, biological process: vesicle fusion; intracellular protein transport. The record is from RefSeq and is a predicted model, not a curated record. The coding region runs from base 81 to 794 and encodes 237 amino acids. The transcript is spliced from 8 exons. NCBI's taxonomy places the organism in Eukaryota, Metazoa, Chordata, Mammalia, Rodentia, Heteromyidae. Gene Ontology annotation, cellular component: endomembrane system; SNARE complex. Gene Ontology annotation, molecular function: SNAP receptor activity; SNARE binding.
UUGAGCCCCGCGGGCCGCCGUAGUCAGCUGCUGCGAGCAGGAAGUGUCCGGGCAGCGGGCGGGCGGACGGAGGCUGCAGGAUGGCCCCGGACCCCUGGUUCUCCACAUAUGAUGCCACUUGUCAAAUCGCCCAAGAAAUUGCUGAGAAAAUUCAACAACGAAAUCAGUAUGAAAGAAGAGGUGAAAAGGUUCCCAAGCUUACAGUGACAAUCAGAACUUUGUUGCAGAAUCUGAAGGAAAAGAUCGCCCUUUUGAAGGACUUAUUGCUAAGAGCUGUGUCAACACAUCAGAUCACACAGCUGGAAGGGGAUCGAAGACAGAACCUCCUGGAUGACCUUGUAACUCGAGAGAGACUACUUCUGGCUUCCUUUAAGAAUGAGGGUGCAGAGCCAGAUCUAAUCAGGUCCAGCCUGAUGAGUGAAGAGGCUAAGCGAGGAACACCCAAUCCUUGGCUCUUUGAGGAGCCAGAGGAAACCAGAGGCUUGGGCUUUGAUGAAAUUCGACAACAGCAGCAGAAAAUUAUCCAAGAACAGGAUGCAGGCCUUGAUGCCCUUUCCUCUAUCAUAAGUCGUCAAAAGCAAAUGGGGCAGGAAAUUGGAAAUGAAUUGGAUGAACAAAAUGAGAUUAUUGAUGACCUUGCCAAUCUUGUGGAGAACACAGAUGAGAAACUUCGCACUGAAACCAGACGUGUGAACCUGGUGGAGAGAAAGUCAACAUCCUGUGGGAUGAUAAUGGUGAUUUUAUUGCUGCUUGUGGCUAUUGUGGUUGUUGCAGUCUGGCCAACCAACCGAUAGCAAUAAAGGGACCACCCGCUGUGACACCUGCCAGUGACGGAAGAAAGCCCGCACCCUUUUGGUACACAACACCUGCUCUCAAUAAAUUCCUCCAAAGCACCCGGACUCUGGA